AUGACGUCAUUCAAAAACGCUCUGUGGAUGGCACGCUCUCUGAUUGGUUUAUCGCGCCAUUAGGGGGCGGAGCUUCAGCGAAGACUUGACAUUUGAAAUCUGAACAGACUAUACCUGCGUUAAACGCUCCUAUUCAUAUGGUUUUUUGCUACUGAGCUUUCGAAAUAAAAUGCCUAUCGACUUAUAGAAAUGUCGGCCCAACAGCAACCAGUCAACCCUAAGCCUUUCCUCAACAGCCUCACCGGAAAGAAUGUUGUUUGCAAAUUAAAGUGGGGAAUGGAGUACAAAGGUGAAUUACAAAAUUUUUACAAAAUCAAAAUUUUUUCUUUUUACAAAAUCAAAAUUUUUUCUACUUUCCCGUUUAAGGUGUUCUUGUUGCGGUCGAUUCUUAUAUGAAUCUUCAACUAGCUAAUGCUGAUGAAUACAUCGAUGGGAACAACACCGGUAAUCUUGGCGAAAUUCUCAUCAGGUACAUCAACAUAUUGAUUUCAACUUUAAAAUGUUUUUGAAGAUGCAAUAACGUGUUAUACAUCGGCGGUCUCGACGCCGAAGCGGAAUCUUCUGCCUAA
Messenger RNA from Caenorhabditis auriculariae, 569 nucleotides. The record is from the annotation of a GenBank genome assembly. Lineage: Eukaryota; Metazoa; Nematoda; Chromadorea; Rhabditida; Rhabditidae.